Dromiciops gliroides (monito del monte) is the source of this 2652-nucleotide messenger RNA. It is a transcript of the gene LRRD1, whose product is annotated as leucine rich repeats and death domain containing 1. The record is from RefSeq and is a predicted model, not a curated record. The transcript has 5 exons. NCBI's taxonomy places the organism in Eukaryota, Metazoa, Chordata, Mammalia, Microbiotheria, Microbiotheriidae. The coding region runs from base 1 to 2652 and encodes 883 amino acids. Gene Ontology annotation, molecular function: protein binding.
AUGUCUAAUUUGGAACUACCUGAAAACCAAGAAAAUUCAGUAAUAGCACCUUUAUCUCCUGAAAAAGAAAAGGAUAAAAGUACUUCUGACCUGGGAGAGAAAAGCGCCGAGGAAAAUCUGGAAAAUGAUGCUGACACAGAGACCCCACCACAGCAAGCAAGCCAUUCUGACGUUACAGCAAGUCGUAGAACUUCUGAUCUAAAUGAAGAUCUCCUUAGAGAGUCUAAAGGAGAUAUUGACAACAAAGAUAUUGACAAUACACAGGCAGCAGUAGUGGAGGAAUUACCAAUUGAUGAGUCAGAAAAAGUGAUCACCUCCCUACCAAAGGAAGAAGCAAGGCAUGUUUUGGGUGAUGACUUUGGUGAGGAGAAAGAAGAGGAGGGGGAGGAGGAGAUGGAGGAAAUGGAGGAGGAAGAAGAAACAAUAAUAGAGGUCACUCCACAAACGUCUGAAGACUAUAAUAAAAAAGGCUUAGUAUUUGAGAGCUACGUGGAAAAUGAAAACUUCAGGGUUAAACUGAAUUCCAAGAAUUUGCAGAAAUUUCCCAAAGGCCUUUUUAAAACUCAGGAUAUAAAAUAUCUCUAUCUAGAUAAAAACAAAAUAAAAACUUUUCAAGUGGAGCCAAAUAUGGCAGGACUUGAAGUAUUGUCCAUGAGAGAAAAUGAAUUAGUAGCACUACCACCCGAAAUUAAGUUGCUUUGUAAUCUAAGUGUGUUAAAUGUCAGCUACAACCACAUAGCCUCCCUCCCAGCAGAAAUAACACAGCUUGUCUACCUGAGGCAACUUUUCUUGGAUUAUAAUAAUUGUUUUGAAUUUCCUACAAUACUAGGAAGUCUUGAAAAGUUGGAAUUUUUAAGCUUGUCUGGAAAUAGCCUUAAAGUUCUACCAGAAACGAUGGCCAAUAUGAAAAAUUUACAGGUCCUCAAUCUCAGCUCAAAUCAGUUUUCGGUAUUUCCUAACAUUCUUUGCUUCCUUCCAAAGUUAACGAAGCUAAGUGUCUCAGAAAAUCUCAUAAGCAGUUUGCCAAAAGAGAUCAAGCAGCUAAAGCAUUUGGAAGAAUUUUUCUUGGACCACAAUAAACUGACAUUUUUACCUGUGCAAAUCUUUCGGUUACAGAAACUAAAAAGGCUCCAUCUGGUUGAUAAUAAAUUGGAAUAUCUUUCCCACAACAUUGAGAACUUCAAAGAGCUCAAGGUCCUCCAACUUGACAAAAAUUUAUUGAAACAGCUAAAUGAUAAAAUUUACUUUUGUGCUAAGCUAGAAUGCCUUAGCCUUAAUGACAAUGACCUAGAAGUAAUUCCUGGUAACAUUCACAGACUUAAAAACCUGAGAGUACUCUAUAUCAACCGAAAUAAAAUGAAGUUUCUAAAUGCGGAUAUCUCCCAUCUGAAAUACAUCAAGGUGUUAGAAUUUUCUGGAAAUGCAAUCGAAGACAUUCCUAUUGAAAUAAAAAACUGCAACCAGAUAAGGAAAGUGGACUUGAGCUUUAAUAAAAUAUGUGAUUUCCCAGUAGGCCUCUGUGCCCUGAGCUUUCUCGAGCAUUUGAACCUCAAUGGAAAUGAGCUUUCAGAAAUACCUGUUGACCUCUCAUUUAGUAGGCAACUGAUUCACUUAGAAUUAAAUCAAAAUUAUUUUUCCUCCUUUUCCAACUACAUAUGUAGACUUAUAAACCUCAAGUACUUAAAUCUUAGUAAGAACAAAAUACCUCAAAUUCCAUCAUCUAUCUCCAAUAUGACUUCUCUCCAGGUGCUUAUUUUAAGUGGAAAUAAAUUUGAAAAUUUCCCCAAAGAACUGUGCACUUUAGAAAACCUACAGACACUUGAUCUUUCUGAAAACCAAAUACAGUAUGUCCCUUCUGAAAUCAGUAAUCUACAAGUGAUCCAAAACUUAGAUUUCUCAAGCAACAGAUUUGGAUGUUUUCCAGUUGAAUUGUGUCAACUUUCUACCCUGAAGGAGUUGAAGUUAUGCCAAAAGAAUGGAUGUAAGUUAACCCAAGUUCCAGAUGAACUGUCUAAUUUGACUCAGCUGGAAAUCCUUGAUAUUUCACAUAACACUAUAAAAGAACUUCCAAAGAAUAUAGGAGAAUUGAAAAGUUUGGUCAUUUUCAACGCCAAUAACAACUUGAUAAAUGCUCUUCCAUUGUCUUUUGAAUUUUUAAAUAAGCUCCAGCAUCUGGACAUGAGUGGAAAUCGUCUGACAACAUUGCCUAAUAGUCUCAAUAAUCUUUCUUCACUGAAGGAAAUAAAUUUUGAUGACAAUCCUUUGAUUAAACCUCCACCUGAAGUCUGUAAAGGGAAGGUAUUAAAUGUUAUUGGACAUUAUCUACAGAAAGCUGAGGACAGAGAUGAGAAAAUAUUGCAGAAAUUGUUCAGGAUAGUUUCUCGUAACCUCUCUGGAGUGCACUUUGAGUUUUUCUGCCAAAAGCUACAACUGAAGAAGCCAGUGAUUGAUGUUCUAAUGAAAAAGAUUAGUACUAAAUUGGAAGAAGCAAUUCUUGAAGCACUCAACAUAUGGAGAGUGGAAAAAGAUCCCCCACUUAAUCCUGCUGUAUUGCGAGACCAACUUAUCAGAAUAAUAGCUAUAACUGGGAUACAAGAACUGGUUGAUAAAGUCACAUCUCUAAGGCUUUGUACCCAACUAUUCAAAUUAUAA